GAUGGAGGGAUUGGGAGUGCUUACGCGUUACGUAGCAAUGCUGGCGGGCUCAGUCCCGCUACAUUUGGCGCCGACGCUGACGGCUGUCACACUUACAGGUACGUAGCGCACUCGCCUAGCCCAGGCCCAGACUUCAUGUACUUGGAAGGUAUAGUGCUUGCUUAAUAUCGCUCGAGUGUACCUGGCGGGUACAAGUGGUAUAUGCCCUUCCCAGCUGGCAGAGACGGACCCCUUUUUGUUCAUUAUUAUUUCUCGAAACCUGGUUGGAAUCCUCCAUCCUCCAUCCUCCACUCUUCUUACUUCCCCAUCCCAAUCACCACUCUCCAAAUGUCUUCUCUUUUUCUUGUCCAGUGCCCUCUUUAGGUACCUUUUAUUGUUAAUUGCCGGCUUUGGCCACAUGCUGUCGUCUACAUGUUCCCUGUGGCUCUCCUUCGCAACGUUUUGCGAGUCCUCAUCCCGCUCGCCGUAACCUCGACAUUUUAUCUCUACCUCUACCCCGUCUUCGGGGGGUGUGCUUUUCCGCUCCCGCAUCCUGUUGACCAGGUCGAGCAGGAUGCCGCAGCCGCAUUCCAGGAUACAGCGCGUCAACAUCUUAUCUCUUCCUCGAGCCAUGCCGCGCCCUUCCGACUGCUCGCCCUCGGCGAUCCCCAGCUCGAGGGCGACACUUCCAUCCCGAAUCACAAUCGCGAGGCCUUCCUCCACUUGAACUGGGCGAUCCGUCACCUCACCUUCAAGACCGACCAGCCUUCGCUGCGGCUCCGCCUCCGACAGGCAUGCCACGACCUCGUCGACUUCUAUUUCGAGGACAUACCCAACACCCUCGAGUCCAUCCGCAAGCACAUAGACUUAUUCGGAAACGACUUUUUCCUCGCUCACAUCUACCGAACCCUCCGAUGGUGGACCAAGCCUACCCAUGUCACCGUUCUUGGGGACCUUCUGGGCAGCCAGUGGAUCAGAGAUAAAGAGUUUGACCAGCGAAGCUGGAGAUUUUGGAACCGGUCCUUCCAAGGGGGCGAGCGUGUCCCUGAUGAGGUCGCAACCCACCCUGGCGCGGAAUACGAAGUGGAUGGGCUGCUCGGGGUUGAAGACGGCAACGCUACGGCAUGGCGGCGUAGGGUCAUCAACGUCGCAGGUAAUCACGACAUUGGCUACGCGGGCGACUUAACUGUCGAGCGACUGGAGCGAUUUGAGCGCGCGUUCGGCAAAGCUGCUUACGAACUGCGGUUUGAGUUACCCAUCCAGAACUCCACGAUCAACGCGACUAUAUAUAACGCCGAAACGAACCCCGACUCGAAUCGUCUAUCCCCCGAGCUCCGAAUCGUGAAUAUCAACAAUAUGAAUCUCGACACUCCAGCCCUAGAGCCAAGCCUCCAGGACAAGACCUACGCAUUCCUAAACGACGUUAUCAAUACGGCUUCCGCUGUGGAGUAUUUGGGACACUUUACACUUGUCCUAACGCAUAUACCGCUGUACAAAGCUGAAGGCGUCUGCGUCGACGGGCCUUAUUUCACUUUCCAUCCUCGCGGAGGGGUUAAGGAGCAGAACCAGCUGUCGGCUGACGCUUCUCGCGGAUUUCUAGAGGGAAUAUUCGGACUGAGCGGCGACCCGAAUGCGCCGGGUCACGGUAUGGGCCGGAAAGGCGUCGUGAUUAAUGGUCACGACCACGAAGGCUGCGAUACCUACCAUUACAUAAACCAGACGGAGGGCGACGACCGCCAGUGGCGGGUCAAGCGGUGGCCUGCCGCGCAGACGGAGAACCUACCCGGACAACCAGGGGUUCCCGGGCUCAGGGAGAUCACGGUUCGCAGCAUGAUGGCUGAUUAUGACGGUAACGCCGGCCUUCUCAGCGUAUGGUUCGACCAAGACGCCUGGGAAUGGAGGUUCGAAUUCACGACCUGCGCCCUAGGCCGCCAGUAUUUCUGGUGGGCCGUCCACAUCGUGGACCUAAUCGUGCUUGUAGGGCUUGUGCUCUACGGGAUCUCACAGGCAGUGGCGGCGGCCGGCUUCGAUGUCGAAAAUUGGUCGAUUGGGACACCUGCCCUCCCUUCCCCGACUACUAAUGGCAUGAGCGGCAAGGCAAUACACGCGCAACCCGCCCACGUCGCAAACGGCAACUCUAAGAAGGGAUACACGGGCCCCUCUCAAGGAGCAGAGGUGCAGGGCUAACGAGAGCGAAACGAGUCACGAGCAUGCUUGCACGGGUGUGAGCCACAUAUUAGAAACCAUUGGAGAAUAAAAUUAACUUGGACUUGAAGUAGGCGUAUUCGUUAUUGCUGUCGUGACUACGUAGACAGCUAGGCCUUCAUAUGGUAAAUCCAACGUUUCACCUCUAACUAACCAACCCCUGUUAUAUGCCUAGUCUAUAGCGCUGCGAUACACUACGAUCAGGCUGCAUCUCCUCGCCCUCUAUCUGAGCGCCGAACUAUCCCUCUUAACCGCCCCUCCCGCUUACAACUGGAAAUCUAAAACUGCAACGGCAACCCCCUCUGUCUCCCCCUCGCCCGUUGCCACACCUUUC
Molecule: messenger RNA, 2518 nt
Organism: Durotheca rogersii
Lineage: Eukaryota; Fungi; Ascomycota; Sordariomycetes; Xylariales; Xylariaceae
Exons: 1
Coding region: 412-2166 (584 amino acids)
Biological process (GO): GPI anchor biosynthetic process
Cellular component (GO): endoplasmic reticulum
Source: RefSeq, a predicted model, not a curated record